Sphaerodactylus townsendi is the source of this 1609-nucleotide messenger RNA. RefSeq names its product forkhead box K1 (gene FOXK1). NCBI's taxonomy places the organism in Eukaryota, Metazoa, Chordata, Lepidosauria, Squamata, Sphaerodactylidae. Gene Ontology annotation, molecular function: RNA polymerase II cis-regulatory region sequence-specific DNA binding; DNA-binding transcription factor activity, RNA polymerase II-specific. The coding region runs from base 1 to 1314 and encodes 437 amino acids. The transcript is spliced from 7 exons. The record is from RefSeq and is a predicted model, not a curated record. Gene Ontology annotation, biological process: regulation of transcription by RNA polymerase II.
AUGGGGUUUCCCAGAGCUGCGAAGCUGCUAAAAACUCCCUUGUGCGUGUCUGUUGUUUGUGUCGCUUGCCUGCAGGACGAGUCGAAGCCGCCCUAUUCGUACGCCCAGCUAAUUGUUCAAGCUAUCUCCUCGGCCCAGGACAGGCAAUUAACACUAAGCGGGAUCUACGCCCAUAUCACCAAGCAUUAUCCGUACUACAGGACAGCGGAUAAAGGUUGGCAGAAUUCCAUCCGGCACAACCUCUCCCUGAACCGCUACUUCAUUAAAGUCCCGCGUUCACAAGAGGAACCCGGAAAGGGCUCUUUUUGGAGGAUAGAUCCUUCUUCAGAAGCCAAGCUGGUGGAGCAGGCGUUCCGGAAACGGAGACAGCGGGGGGUGUCCUGCUUUCGAACACCUUUUGGGCCUCUCUCUUCCAGGAGCGCCCCUGCAUCACCCAGCCAUCCUGGCCUGCUGUCCCCCCACUCGAGUGGCCUGCAGACCCCGGAGUGCCUUUCCAGGGAGGGCUCGCCCAUUCCGCACGACCAUGACUUUGGCUCUAAGCUGGCCUCCGUUCCAGAGUAUCGCUAUUCACAGAGCGCACCUGGUUCACCCGUCAGUGCCCAGCCGGUGAUCAUGGCUGUCCCUCCUCGGCCAUCUGCCCUGGUGACCAAGCCGCUGGCGUACAUGCCGGCCUCCAUUGUGACUUCUCAGCAGCCAUCCGGCCACGCCAUCCACGUCGUCCAGCAAGCCCCCACUGUCACAAUGGUGCGGGUGGUGACCACCUCGGCAAACUCAGCCAAUGGAUACAUCCUGACGAAUCAGGGGGCGGGAGGCGGAGGCCACGAAGCGGCAGGAUCCAUUCUGGACUUGGCCGGUGAGGCCCGAGGGAUGGAUGAGAAGCCAACCAUCGCGUUUGCGGCAAUACCCACCGCCAGUCGAGUGAUCCAGACGGUUGCCAGUCAGAUGGCUCAGGGUGUCCCGGGACAAACGGUCACCAUCCUGCAGCAGGCAGCCCCUGUGACCCUCGGACAGCAUCAUCUGCCUAUCCGGGCAGUGACCCAAAACGGGAAGCACGCUGUUUCCACCAACAGCAUAGCCGGUGGAGCUUAUGCCCUCACUAAUCCGUUGCAGCUCCUCGCAGCCCAAGCCAGCUCCUCCGUGCCUGUGGUCGUCAGCCAGGUGGCCGAGGCUGGAACUAAGGAUGGCGCCGAGGGUCUGACUGAGCUGGAUGUCAAAAGACCCCGGUUGGACGAGUCCAGAGGAGUGGCUCCGUUGCAGACCACUGGCGGUGUCAUCACUUCGACCACCCCACAGGGCCAGGCUGCGGGGGAAUGAGAGCAGAAAUGUCCCGAAAGGCAGAAUGGGGUCAGAAGGGGUGGGGAGGGGGAAGCCGGGGGGGGGGGCUGCAUUUGUAACACCGUGGCCUUUUAGAAGAAAGGUUUGGAGAGAUCUUCUUUAUAUAAGCAUGUAAAGGGCAGACCGGCCAUUUGUAGAACGUCACACCGCGAAGGGAAAACCUCCACCCAUCUGUACCUGGGUCUCUAUUCUGUCGUUCAAUCUGGGGAUCUUUCUCCACCCCCACCCCCACCCCCCUUUUAGAUUAAAAGAAAUACAGACACUUUUGAUUGUA